Molecule: messenger RNA, 10045 nt
Organism: Eupeodes corollae
Lineage: Eukaryota; Metazoa; Arthropoda; Insecta; Diptera; Syrphidae
Gene: milt
Product: trafficking kinesin-binding protein milt
Exons: 2
Coding region: 748-3939 (1063 amino acids)
Source: RefSeq, a predicted model, not a curated record
GUUGGGUGAUUUUAAAGUUAGAAUGGUGCAGUUUCUGUUUCUGUUUCUCAGUGUUCGACUUCGAACUUCAACUUCGAAGCAUAGUAUAAGUAAAGAUAUAUACACAUUAUACACAGAGAUAAGUUAAAUCUCUAAAGGGAUGGUCUUUGCUCUGCAAUUACGCCAAGACCAAGUGAGUCUUCUCUGGGCUAUAGCGAAUAUUUAAUUUGUUGUUUAUAUGUGUGUGCGAGUUGGUUUUGUUCUCGUGGAGCAAACAUCGAUUUUUUGCGAGCAGUGCAAACCAUCUGACUGAAAAAUUGAGCUUUUUCCUUCGUGUAUUUUUUGUCUUCUUUUAAAAUUCGAAACUGAGAACGUUUAGCUAGCUACCUAUUCUAUCUAUGUGCGCUCUUUGAAAGAAAGUGACUCUGACUAUAGUACUGGUCUUUUAUUUUGUUGUUUAUUUUUUACUUGAUCGGUGUCGGUAUCAUAUGCGUUGUGCUUUCCGCAAAAAAUAUUGCAAAACGUUAAUAUAAUUCUUGACUUUUAGCAUUCUUGUUUAUAAUAUAAUGGCAGUUAAGUGGCACUCGGUGCGAAUAAUCCAUUCGAAAUGAACUUUUAUUCCGAGUCACGUUAUUACCGGUCGGCAUCGGUCUAGGCGCAGUCGAGUGUCUAUCCUCUAUCUAUCUGUACGCCACCCAGAAUAAAGUUUAAUUACAGCUUAGCCUGUUUAAAUUGUAAUUUAAAACAAAUAGUUUGUUUUUUUAAUAGAUGCUUCAUGGCGCUUCAACAAGUAGUAGGGCAAGGCCCCCUUUAAGUCCCUUGGCACUGGCUACUCUUGAUAAACAUUUACCAAAUUUGUCGUCCAACAAACGUCUCCAAAACAAAUACAAAGAAAUAAAAUACAUAACCGAAAAAUCGGCGUCAUCGUCUUUCAUAGACGUGGGAUGCAUAACUGACAUAUGCAACAGUGACAAUCUUCCUGAAGUCGAAAUAUUUUCCCUGUUGGAAGAAAAAAUUCCUAAAUAUAAAGUACGAACCGAUGUGCUAACUGAUUUUGCAGGAUAUUCAAACGAAGACUGGUUUGUACCCGCACCCGCACUUAAAAUCCCCGUCGAGGGAUUGGGCCUUACAAAGGAUCAAACUCGCGAAACAUUGAAUUACUUUCUUCUAUGUGGAAAACGAGUUAGCCAAAUGACCCGAUCGUACGAUGAUAUCGAAGCCGUAACACGUCUGCUCGAAGAGAAAGAAAAGGAUUUGGAGCUGACCGUUCAAAUAGGCAAAGAGCUCCUAACACAAAAUAAUCUCUUAGAAAGUCGAGUUGCAGAGCUGGAAAACGAAUUAAAACAAACCUCCGAACACCGAGCACAGUUAUUACAUGAGCUGCAGAAGAAAAACGAAUUGAUUGCAAUUCUAACAGAUGACGAAACUGGGAAUGACCCUGGAGCAAAUAGUUCGCAAGCGUAUGUCUCGCUUGAUAUGCUUCAGGAUAAGAUUGCCACGCUGCAGGAACAAAAUACUUCGCUAAAACUCGAAGUGAGUCAACUUGCCGACGAAACAGACCAAGUAGAGGCCCGUGAACGCAAGUUAAUGGAAGACAUAACGAUGGAGCUAAAUGCGACGCACAGCCAGUUCGAGAACCUCAGUCUGGAGGUGGAGAAAUAUCGAGAAGAAAAUCGCCUGCAGCGUGAACAAAUCGCAAAUAUGACAGCUAGAUUGGCAGAAGCUGAAGUUCACAUGCACCGCCUAGCUCACGACAACAGCGAGCAAGGUUCGUUGCUUGAAAUAACCAAAGAAAACCAAAAUCUUUUGGCACUGGAGCUAUUGGAAUUCAAAAAACGCUACCAGGAAGUGAUAACGCUGCUUGAAGAAGCGCAACAACAGCUACGAAAACACCAGAAAAAGCUGCAUUCUCAUGGGCGAAGCUCAUUUUUGGCAGGACUGCCCGGCAUGGGCGGGCCGCACCCGGACUCACUGCAGUCAGAACUGAUGGACUCGUCACUUUACUCAGAGAACAGUAUCGAUUCAGGCAUUGUCCGUGAUCAUCGUAGUGGUAGCCUUAUUCCUAAAAGUGGAGGCGGUAUUGGUGCUAUGUCACCUUACGAGAAAGUUUUUGAAACUGUGCGCUGCGCUUCAAAGAGCGGCAACUAUUCAGACCCUGCCAGCGGUAUGUCACAACUGGGAGGUGGUGCCAUGUCAGUCAGUUCCACGUCAGGACCACGAAUUUCUGCAAUGCCAUUUAUAGGAUCCUCAAUAAACUACACAAAUCCAGCUGGUGGGUACUCCGGCUAUCAUUCAAACUUCGACAGUGCAGCAUCUAUGGCGGGAAGUAUUUCAUCCGACCAGUCAGGCGACGAUACAUAUCCAGCGUUGCCGCCAGGUGUGCCAGGAGCCCCAGGUGCCAAAGAUCUUGAAGCGGCACUUAAGCGACUUACUCCAGCCGAGGUAUUGGCGCGUCGCGCAAUGCUAUCCCAUGCCCCACCUGGAACUUACAACUAUGACGAAAAUCCAUCAGCACGUAUGCCAUUGGGUAUUCGAACACCAGACAGCAUUAUGUCGACUGGAUCUUCAUCGAAUUUGUCAUUCUCAAAUAGACAAUGGCGUCUUCCGGAUAAGUUGCAAAUCGUCAAACCUAUCGAAGGUUCCCAAACGCUGCAUCAUUGGUCGAGACUAGCAACGCCAAACUUUAGUGGCUUGUUAGAGGAACGCCCUGGAGUGACAAUAAGAGGUGGACGCAAUCUGGAAGAGCUUGGUGUAAUUUAUUCACUAUCAGACGUUGAGGAAGACAUCGACGAUUUGCCGGGCAAACAAUUUGAAACCCCCGGUGGCAGCAUUUACACUUACACAAACAGCAUGGUCAUGCAUCCAGACGAUGGAGUACUUAACGAUUUAUCCUUCUUGUCCCAGUCUCAAAUAUCAUCACGAAUGGCUUCAGCGUCAACUUCCAGACAGCCAAGUUGCCCACCCACACCAGAACGGGGUCGGUCACGAAGGAAUUCAUGUUCAACAUUCUCUCUAAAUAUGAGCCUCGCCUCAGUACUAAACGAACGUGGAAUUCGAGCAGUCACCCCCAGUGCUCUAAGUACACCAGCUGGUCCAAACUUUUCGCCAACAGUGACACCCUGCAACAGUCCGGUAGGAUCGCCCGAAAGGUCAAUUUCACCCGAAGAACGUCGUUUUGGACUCUUUUCCAGUGGUGCCGAUAUGAUAAAGCGGCAAUUUAAAGGUGAUUUGCUUCGUGCCAGCCAAACGCAACAACAGCAACAGAGAAUAAUGCUGUCAAGGUUAGAAAAACGAGCCUUGCGGUCACUCAAAUUAAUCGAAAAACUCGAGAGCAUAGGUCUGGAGAAUAUAAUAGCGACUCAACCUAGUGAAAUUCAUCAUAUCGGUAGGGGUAUCGCUAGUCGAAGCUCAGGCAGUCCAAUGGCCCAACUAACAAGCCUCAGGCAUUAUCCAUCCUCAAGUGCUAGUAGCAGUACUGCUGAAAGCUUAUGCAGUGAUUCAAGUUUCGAUGAUAUAAGUAUGACAGAUAUGCACAAAAGGGGAACCUUCAAUCCUAUUAGAAAUAAGUCGAGCAAGAUUGGUGCAACAUCAGUUGAGACCGACAAAACCAACUCUGAAAAAGAUACAAGUCUGGCAAUGAAGACAUCUGCAGCAGCAGCAGCAACAGCAGCAUCAACUAAAGUUGCCCACACAUCACCACCUACAGACAGUCGAGUGAAGCAGAUGCAACGUCAGAAGUCCCGACGAAACCUCAAAAACGGUACAGCCCAACAACGAUCCGAUUUGGGAACCAUCGCGGGCAGUGGAUCACGAGCUGUUCGUCCAGAUCUCGGCUUGGUCGAACAACAACAACAGAAAGCCGAGCAGAAAAAGGCAAAUUCUGAGAACCAGACAGCUGCACAAUCGUUUGUUGGUUCCAUAAGCUCAUUGCUGUUUGGUCGCAAGGGCGGCUGGCUAUAGUUAAUUUGCACUUACCUAUAUUUAAUUUUAAGUUCGAUCAUAUCGUGUACAUAUAACACACUUUAUAUAUUUUUUAUGUUCUAAAAUUUCCGUAAAAAAAAAAGAAACAAAAACUGACAACAAUAACAACAAACAAAAUAAAUUCAUAGACACACCACGUACAUAUAGUUUGCGUCUCCGGCAGUAUCUGUCCUGCGAGUGAGUGAGAAAAUGACUCACAGAGAUCUCUAAUUUAAAUUAAGAUAAUUCAGUCCGUGACCUAAAGUGCCUAAAUUUAGUCCUAUAAGUAAUAUUUCUGUUUACACACACCGUGACCGACCGAUUACAGCCAAGCAAAAGCAAUAAUGUCUCUCCUUUCUCUUCGAAUGGUGCUUAGUUUUGUGUUCCUCAUUUUAUUUUUCUAUUUCUAUUCUAUACCAAAAAACCAACGAUACUAUGCCAAGUAUUAUUAGAAAGAAGAAAUGUUUUAAAUUCAUUCAUAUUGCCGCGAUGACCUCAAAAUGUAUGGUGCAUUGUCCGUCUGUACCUUAGGAUGUACGACGACAAUUUAAAAAAAAAAGGAAAAUUCAAUUAAUAUAUUUUAUACAUAAUAUGUAUGUUCGAUGGCGUUUUUAGGUCUAUAUCGUAUAUGUAUGUAAUAUGUGUAUAAAUCGCGGACUAAAUUAUCAUUAAAUAAAUUAAACUAGGCCAUUAGAAGUUGCUCUUCUUGAAGCUCACAGCAUAAUAUUUUUAAAUAGUAUUUUUUUAUUAUAAUUCUUAAGCCAAUUAUUACAGAUAUUGCCAGAGUGCUUACGAAUGAAAAAGAAACAAAUAAAAUCACGGUGACACUAUGUUUAUUUCUUAAAUACAUGCCUACAUAUAUUUUUAUGAUUUGUGUUUACUUAUAAAAAAUAUUACCAAAAGAAAACGAGAAUUUCUGUUUAUUUUUUUGACAAUGUGACCUUAAGAGAAAAAUCAAAAUUUGUUUUUGUUAUAAAUACUCGUAACUUUGCUUGUGAAACAAAAAAGUAUACUUACUUUAAUUAACAUUUUAACUGACAAAUGAAUUUUUGAAUUGAAAAUUUCUUAAUUUUUUUAAACACAUCUUUCCCAUCCUUGUUCUGUACCCGUGAAACUACCGAAAAUACUAUGUUUUAAUUUUUCAUCAAGUCUAGUCUUAUAAUUAGUUUUAGGACAAUUUGAAUAUGCAUAUAUAUUAUUUUUUUGUAUUUAUUUUUCUUAACUAUUAACUACUUAAUAGAUAACGAAGUGUUAAAAAAAAUCUUUACUUUUUAACUUCUUGCUAAAUGUUAAAAAAUGAUCAUCGAAUGACACUUUCAAUCAUCAUCAAUCAUUUUUGUUUAUAAGGGUACAUAAUUUAAAAUAUAAUGUUAUACGAUCAACCUAAAAGUGUUUUGUGGUGGUGUGGUGCUAUAAAGCUAUUAAGAAACUAAGCGAGGCAUGUGAUAUUUUAAUUUGAAUUUAAAUUGUAAUUUUAAAAGCACACUCAAACAAAGUCAAUAAAAUAUAAAUAUUGUUUGUUUGAAUAAUGUUAAGACUUUAAAAAUGUGCUUUUGCAAUUAUCAAAGGAAAAAGUUAUUUUUAUAUUUUUGUUGGCUUUGAAAUAAUCAGUAUUUUUUUUUUGUAAUAAAUUCAUCCAUAAACUACAUUUAUAUAAAAAUAUUCUUUUAAAAAUUUGAUUGGAUUUUAAUUUAUUGCUUUUGAAACUCAUAACCAUGUGGCCUUGUAUAUAUAUCAAAUCUAGAACACACUUUGAGGACACAUAACAUACCUUAAAAAACUAUUAGUUUUAUUUUAGUUUAAUUUUUAAUUGUCUUUUCUGGAUUUGAAAGAAAAUCUAAGGAAUUUAGAUCGAUGAAUUUUAAUAUAGGCGAUGGUUAGUUAGGAAGGGUGCGUUCAUUUUUGAAAUUGAAAAUGGAAACGAAACUCGAAUAAUGUAGUAAUCGUACAGCUGUUUAAGGGACAAAAAAGAAGUCGAGAUUUUUUAAAUUCUGUACAUAGUUAUUUGGUUUCUGGUUAAGCCUAGACAAGUUGAAGAUAUUUAACGGAUACAAAAUUUGAUGGUGCUAUUUAAUGGGAAUAUCUUUAUUCUUUUAAAAUGGAUCUUGAUUUUUCUUGGGCCUUGAAAUACUAAUACCAUCUUAAAAUGCUGUUUUUGGGUGUGUGGCCAUGUUUAUUGUUGAUCAUUACCAUAACUUGCAAAAUGUUGAUGGUGUUUUUUCCUUAAAGCUUUUCGUUUUUUGCACUUACUUAAAAAAAUGAUUUUUGAAAUAAAAACUUAAAAAUUAAAGAAUUCGUCUUGAAAGACAAAUUUGGAAUUAAAUGUUCGCCGAUUUUAAAUCCGUGUAAACCUGGAGGGUCAUUCCGUAAAACGAUAAUCGUUAGACGAUAUCGUUUAGACGAUAGUCUCACUUCACCUAAGACGAUAAUCGUCAAAGUGAUAUCGUCAAAACGAUAGCAUUUGCACGAUAGCUAAGUAGGUAUCGUCUGCUAUUAAUUUCCAUUGAUAACUAAGCAAAUUGAAGUAAAAAAGUUUCGGUGUAGUUUAGUUUUUUGUUAGCAUUUUUUUUAUAUACUUAAACUUUGGGGCGGAGGAAAAUUAGUAUAUUCGAAGGGCAACAAUUUUAGUAUCGCUCUUGCACAAAGCACUAAUCCAAAGAAGUUUUGGAAACAACAAAUAUUUUUGAAGCCAAGUUAUGUUCUCUGUGGAUAAAAUGGAGUCUUCACUUUCUUCCCUUGCACCCCAAUUUUGUGCAUUUUACUGCAGCUGAGCAAAAUUUUUGAUAUUAUAGUUUAUUCUUCGGUGGCAAAAAAUUAAAACACAAAAAGUGACAAUAACAAUAAACAUCACAAAAUAGUUGGCAUGUUUAUUAACAAUACAUAUUUUAUAAAUUUUCAAAUUUUUCCAUAGAGAAAAACCAAGUUUAAUAACAUUUUCAAGUUAUUGAACAAGCUUAUCUUUCGUUGAGCUCAUUUUGACAUUUUGAAUAUACUCAACGAACUUAUACUGAAAACGAUUGAACGAGACGAUAGUGAUAAAGUUACGUGAAGCAAAUUAUUGACGAUAUCGUUAAUGAUAAUCGUUUUGACGAUUAUCGUUUUGAAAAUUACGGAAUGACUACCCUGGGUUGGAUUAAAAGGGAUUUCUCGUCUCGUUUAUAGGUUUAAAUGAAUAAAUAAUAAGGAAUCGAACAUGAAAACUAAACUCCACGAAAAACAAUUAUUAUUGUAAAAGUAACAAUAAUCAACACCUUGAUGAUGCCUUUGACGAGGUUCCUAUUUUCAUUAAACUUGUCUACUCAAAAUGAUAAAGAUCCAUUUACUCGUAAAACUAGGUUAAAGCUUACAAAAGUAAACAAUUUUCCUGCGGUGCAUAGAGCUUUUUUUCAGUGCUAUCUUGUUGUUAUUGUUUUGUGAAUUUUGUAGCUUCUCUUUCCACGUGACUAAGUGUAUAUUUUUUCGAAGUUCAACAGAAGAAGAUAAGAUACAUUCGUUAUAAAAAAAUAUCCAAGUUAGUAAAUAUUACACAAGUAAUUUAACACACUAUCAGUAUAUCUUUCUAAGAGGGCUUAAAGAAAGACAGAUAGCAAUCAAUUUUUAACAAAUUUAUUGCAAAAAUAAAUAAGAUAAUAGAAUGCAAUCACGCAAACUAAGUAUAGGAGGAGCCAAACACUCAAACAGUAGCUACAUAACAUAUAACUGCUUUUAAAUGAUCAUUUAAAAAAACUACAGAUAAAACAGAGACAAUGCUCAAAAUUAUCAUGAUCUGAGGGUUUAAAUUGUAAACAAAUAAUUGACCAUUUGAGAACUCAAUCUUAUUUCAGAGAUCAUUAAAUUGCACAUAUGUCAUAUCAAGACAGAGAAUAUUUGAAAAUGUUAUUCAAUGUAAAGAUACAUUUGUUUUUGUUAAUUUAUGGGUCAAAGUACGUUUAGAUAAAAUUAUAUAAAGACAAAAUGCAUUAAUUGCUGGUUUCUAAAUUGAAAAAAGUAAGUAAUUUAAUUUUUCAAAUCCAUACAAAUUCGACGCUCACAGUUCAUCAACAAUUUUUACUUAUAACAAAUUUUUGGCAUUGGUUUUUUGUUGCAUGACUAAAAUGUUAAUGAUCAUUAAAAGUUAUUUAAAUGCUCUGCAAUUGUUUGUUCUUUUUGUUUGUGAGAAUUUGCCUGCAUUUAAAUUAAAAAAGUUUAGUCUCAGAAAGCAUUCAGCUUAAUAUCUUUUUGUCAAGAUUGUGUACCUAUACUUUGUUUAACAUCAUUCCCAACAUCAAUUUUACUCAUUCACUGCCUUGAACAUACAAUGCUUCGCUAGCAUUCCGUUUAUUAAAUUUGUUUAAAGCUGCCAAUAUUUUCUUUUUUUGUUUUGAAACUUAACCAGAUCAUGUUAUUUUCAAUUUUAACCAUUUGAACUUAUAUUAACUUUUUUAAAAGAACCCAUUACAACGAAUUUUUCGUAAUAAGAAAUUUGGAACAAAUUACAAGAAGAAAACACCAAAUUUUGUAAUGCGUCCAAGAAUUUUAUGAUUAUAAAAACGGUGCAUAUGAUUAAGAGGGACAAGUUUUACGAUAAAACGUGAAACAGAUUAAAAGAACAACACCUUUGCAGGUUUAAAGCUUAGUACAAGACUGAACCAUCUAACAGUUUUUUUUUAAGUAUCUCUUUGCCUUAUGAACUUAACUUGGAAUAAAGUGACGAAUUUAACCAACAAAGUUGCUCAAACAAAUUGAAGCUUACUCUCGACAUUUAAAGCUUAUAUUGCCGUUUUUAAAUUCACAAAUUUAAACAUUUUCAUGCAAUCUUAUUCUUUUAGUUUUACAUUCAUUAAUUUGGAAGUUCAUCUCUUGUAAUAAUAUUUCUAACUUGCAAACAAAAUGACUUGGUCAGUAAUUCCGCUUGUUUGUUUAUGCCUUAACGACCGCUGUUUAAUGCCUUUUCAAACACAUCAAAUAAGUUUACGAUUUGUGUUUUUGUUUCGCAAUUGGUUAAACAGCACCACCACACCAUUCGCAAUCUUAAUGUAUAUAAUUUCAUGUUUUUUUUUAAGUUAUCAUUCUUGUUAUUUUAUAAAACCCUCUCCGUAUUCUUUAAGAAAUAUAAAAAUUGGAUAUUCUUACAUAAUUUAUGUAUGUAUAAAUGAAUAGAAAAUUAAAGAAAAGAAAAAAAAAAACAACAUAAAUAAAAAGGCUCACUUUAAAAGUUAAUACGAUAGAUCACAGAUGUCAAACACGAUUGUCAAUAAAAAUGAAAAUAUAAUUGUUAUAAUUUAUUAUAUAAACAAAGAAAAAAAAAAACAAACAAAUAAUUAAAUAAAUGCUUUGCUAUAAUAAUUAUUAGGUAAACAAAAAACUGUUAUAUUAAAUAUGUAGUUUAGAUGCUAAACAAAACCCAAGAUAAAAUUGAAAGAUACCCUAUUAGUGCUAAAGCAAAAAUGGAAGGAAUAAUAAAUAAACAAAAAUACAAAAACAAAAAAUAAAAACAAGAAAAAUGAGAAUACAUUUAUUUUUUCAUAAAUCAUCCGUUUGCGAGGAGUUGUUAAAUGUCCAAAUCAGGCUAGAGUGAUAUUUGUUUGGAGAAAAUCAAAUCGCAUUUUUUUGUUAAAAUUUUUAAAUCGUUCAUACACCAUAACCAAAACAAUGAAACGUUAUAUUAUAAAUAAUCCUUGAAGUCAUCCCAUAUUCUCCUAUACAAACUACACUUAUUAUAAAUUAUUAUUAUUAACUUAAGCAUUUGUUUCAUCUACUAUAUAAAAAUAAGACCUUCAUAUUUCAAAAGAAAAAAAGAAAAACUAGAAGAUGAACAAUUAUUAUUAUAUGUACUGUACUUUUGGCUUGAUUUCUGCAUUUUGGCCUUGUUUUGGUUACUUUUAUCAAUCCUCUCAUUUCGGUUAGAUAAAACAUAUUGAUUAGUUUUUAGAAAAUAAAAAAAUAAAACGUUGAUAAAUCACUGAUUAAAAAAAAAAAUAAAAAAAGUAAUGAUUUGUAUAAAAUACAGUUCUAAGUUCAUUUAUGUUAUUGAAUAUGCAUGUAAAUAAUCCGAGAAGAAUUGAUUGUAUGCAAUAAAAACAACAAAAUAUUGAAGUUCUUGAAAUUAAAAACAAAAAAAAACUUA